GGCGUAAGAAACCCCCCGGCUUUCGGCAGCAAGGAGAUUGUGCGACUCAAUGCACAUCCCAGACUUUCGGUGCUUGAUGGUAGGUCGGUCAGAAAAAGGCCUGGGGAGUGGCUCGACACUCGACAGGCUCGCUCUCUCGCCGCUGGGCAAAGGCGAAAGUCGCAAGUACCUUCCAUGGCUCGUCGUCAGGGAGGGUAGGGCCGAACCAGUAGGAAGGACGCUUGGACGAGGAAACCUGGGACGAAGACUCGACGGGAGGGUGGCCAAGGAGGGCACUCGGACAGCAAGAGGACGGAUGGCCGACGGAGUUUGGUUUGGCGGUACGUUGGAGAAUUGGCUCGAGAUUCUCGUGUGGACAAGAUGCGGCUGGGGCUUGCUCAUUGCUAGUGCUGGCGGCCAAGUUGACCUCAUCGAGACAUGGCGGAUCAUGAGAGGGGGGGAUAUGAAGCUGGAGCAGGGGGCCAGACGGGUAUCGCAUGAAGGAAACGCGUUUCACGCAUACCUUAUUUCUUCGUCGCCCAGCUGGGGGAGGACUUGUGGUCUUGGGGUCCCAUUCUGGAAUUUCAAAUCGGCGACUAGGGGGGGAUCCUUUGGGGCGGUUCCUAAAGAGACAAACGAGGUGCCGCGAAUCAGAUGGCUGGGCAGUGGACAAGUCGGUCGACUCUGUGGGCACGGGGGAUGUCGAUCAGACGUAAAAAGAGGGCUUGGAAGGUGACGGAGUCGGCGAUGAUGUGUGGUGACGAGGUGGAGAUUGGAGAAAAUGCAGGGCAGGCCGCAGAUGAGAUGCUGAUGCGCAGUCAUGGAGCAGAUGACGGAUGGGCAGAUGAGACGAUGAGAAGAGCCCAGGAGGCAGACGAGGCAGUGACGGAGACGGAGAAGGGGACAGAAAGAGACUCAGCCAGGGUUGAGACUAUCGAAUCACGGAAGGUAAGAAGGGGAGGUUCAGACUUCGAAGUAGGUACGGAAGGUAGGCGCCAGGGACGGGAGUUGAGUGCAAGAUGAUUGAAGGAGGAAGAGAUUGCGAAUCUUGGAAGCAGCGACAUGG
Messenger RNA from Colletotrichum acutatum, 1045 nucleotides. RefSeq lists its product as uncharacterized. The transcript is spliced from 2 exons. Bases 50 to 715 code for a protein of 221 amino acids. Lineage: Eukaryota; Fungi; Ascomycota; Sordariomycetes; Glomerellales; Glomerellaceae. The record is from RefSeq and is a predicted model, not a curated record.